Messenger RNA from Hydractinia symbiolongicarpus, 2068 nucleotides. RefSeq lists its product as uncharacterized. The record is from RefSeq and is a predicted model, not a curated record. The transcript is spliced from 8 exons. Gene Ontology annotation, cellular component: adherens junction. Lineage: Eukaryota; Metazoa; Cnidaria; Hydrozoa; Anthoathecata; Hydractiniidae. Gene Ontology annotation, biological process: homophilic cell-cell adhesion; heterophilic cell-cell adhesion. The coding region runs from base 115 to 1443 and encodes 442 amino acids.
UUAGAGAUCGUUUUUAGUGAAAAUACGUGUUAUAAAAAUUUUGACGCUGAUGGCUGAUAUUAAGAUUACAAAACUACCACAUGAGGUCAUGACAAAUUUUGGUGCGUAGAUAUCAUGUCUUGUCAAUCAAUGUUGAUUCUCUUUUUUGUAAUAAACCUUGUAUCUUGUCAAGUGUGGUUAACUCCAACGAAACGUUCAGUUUUUGGUGUAGAAAAAAGUGAAUUAACCGUAAAAUGGAAGUUUGACCCUAAAGGAAAAAACUUGUUCUAUGCAAGUUGGCAACGAGCUGACGAAACAUUUCAGCCAUUUUUUAGUUUAGUUACCGUUAAUAAAGAAAAUAAGAUUACUUCCUAUUCUCCCAACGAAGUGGAUUCUUCCAUGUUAGGAGAAAUUAAAUUUAAAAGUUUGGACAAAACAAAAGACAAAAGGGUGGUGGUUUCCAUAGAAUUUGAAGAUACAUCAACACCUCUUACAGACCAGCUGACAAUUGAAUAUGUUGAUUAUCCGCCAUUCUUCAGUACGAAACUUCCUCAAGAGAAACUAACAAUAACUGAGAAUUCAGCAGAAAGUAAAAACAAAGAAUUUACAGUUAUUGCCAAAGGUAAACCAAAACCAAUAAUCAUAUGGAAGUUAAAUGGAAGCAAAGUGACUUCACUUGAAGGUUUCGUUACUAACGAUACCGAAACUAAAGAAGACUUAAAUUUUGUGAUAACAAGUAAAUUAUCUAUUGUGCAGUUGUUUGCCCACCAUAAUGGUAAACUUGAAGCUUUGGUCAAAUAUGGAGAUGAGAAUCAAGAAAGUCCUGAAGAAAUCACAGAAAUGGAUUUAAAUAUUGAAUAUCCUCCAAAAAAUAUAACAUUCGUUUCAAACAUCACUGAUAAUCUUAUCAUCAAUGAAGGUUAUGUUGGGCUAACAUGUUCCGCGUUGGCCAACCCUCCAGCUCUGUAUACAAUGAAAGAGUAUACAGAAGUGUUAUAUAGUGGACCAAGUAAGACAUACACAACAUACUUGGAUAAUAUCUAUCAUUCCAAUAUCGCUGUAUUUCGUUGUGAAGCAAAUAAUACCCUGGGUUCACAGACUAGUAGGAGUAUCGAAAUGAGGAUAAUAAAUGGAACACUAUCUGGUCGACAAUCUGAUGAUGAAGAUUCGAAUUGGUGGAAAUAUUACGUAGUGGGUGUGGCCAUAGCUGGAGUGGUGUUUAUUGGUGUGUCUGCUACAAUCAUUGUCAUAAGAAGCCGCAUGCGUAGUAUGAACAUUAGAUCGGAAGUCACACGUGUUACGCAGAAGAGCUCCCGCAAUAAUGACGAAUACCAAAGACAUGCAUUGCGGAAUAACGCACCAAAUCAUGCGUAUAAUUUGAAUGUAAGAGGAGCGCCAGAUGGCGUCACCAAGACUCAACAUGAUGUAAAUGGGGUAGAAAAUGAUGGCUUCGAAUUAUUAUAAAUUAAAUAUUUAAACCAGCAGUUAGCUAAUUUAGAAGCACAUUUUUUAGAAAGACAAUUACACAGGACAUAUAUACUAACAUUUGAAAAUUUAAAUUUGUUUAACAUACACUCUAAGUUUAGUUUAUCUAAGACCUGUUUGAAAUUAUUAUGCACCAGAAAUCUUUUUUUGAAUCAAUUGCUGAAGUCGUUAUGCAUUUCGUUCUGCAUGAUUGCUUUAGUAGAACAUCUCCAAAAUGAUAGAAAAACUGUUCUAGCAUACCAGGCCCACGACUUCUCUUGAUUGUCAAUUUUUUACUUUUUGUUUCACUUAAAUGUUUUCGCUUGUCUUUUUUUACCCUUAUAUUGGCGUUGCCAAAGUAAAGGGAGAAAAAUAGUUUUAAAUUAUUUUAAGGGGAAAAUUUUUAUAUCAUAGAUAGUAAAAAGUUUAAUAAUAUUCUCAAGAUGGAGUUCUUGUCGUACCAGUUUAAGUGUUCUUUGUAUAUAUUAAUAAAAAUAUCUCGUUUUUAUAUCAUUUUUUGUGGUUUGUAUUGGAUUUUAAUUGUUUUUUAACUUGUUCUUUUGCAAAAAUUCGUAGCUAUCUUUUCAUGCAUUUCUUUAAGUGUAAAUAAAUAUUCGCUAAAUAA